Molecule: messenger RNA, 5397 nt
Organism: Mya arenaria
Lineage: Eukaryota; Metazoa; Mollusca; Bivalvia; Myida; Myidae
Exons: 3
Coding region: 56-1084 (342 amino acids)
Cellular component (GO): Golgi apparatus
Molecular function (GO): glycosyltransferase activity
Source: RefSeq, a predicted model, not a curated record
CACUGAAUGUCGAAUGCACUUCAUGAAGUGAAUCAAAAAUUACUACAAAAUCAAAAUGAGAGUGCGGCAAAUGAUUUUUGUUACUGUGUCAGUUCUUGCCAUGUGCACUCUAUUCAUGUACCUGCUCAGAGAAGAGGAGCCAACAUAUACCAGCAAGAAAUUGGUUCAGGGGAUUAUAGACCGCAGUAACCAAGUUGGCAACAAUCUUACCCUUGCCAGAGAUAAACUCGAUGACAUGGUUGUCAAUGAAAAUGAUAUUGUAUCUGUUGCUAAAAGAGUGAGUAAGCACAACGGAACGGUUCUUGUAACAAUGAUAAAUGACGCUUAUCUUUCCUUUACAUACAGCUGGUUGUGUAAUACAAAAGACAUGGAUAUUCAUAAAUCAGUGCUUAUCAUUACGACAGAUGAGUCUUCAAAGACAAAACUUACGAGAGACUGGCCUGAUGUGACAGUGUUUUCUAUGGAUAUGACAGGUUCUAAAGGUGACCAGACUUACAGUCAUGCUGGGUAUGUUAGAAUCAUGGUGAAAAGGACAGAGAUGCUUUUAGCUAUAUUAAUGGCUGACCUAGAAAUAUUCGUAUUUGAAGUGGACUGUCUUUGGCUGGCGAACCCUACUCCUUUAUUGCAACAAGAAAAGAGUUAUGAUAUCUUGGCAAACCCUGUUGAAGGGGUUGUAAAGACAUAUGCUGGUGGCUUUUUGUAUCUGUUUACAACAGAUAAAGCAAAGAGGCUUUGGAAACGUGUGACAGAGAUGAUGGUUUCUCUAGGCGAGAAGUUGGACAAAAUGAAAGAGGACACAUAUAUCUCCGAGGCAGAUAAUGACCAGCAGUACCUUACCAGGCUUAUAAAUACAAAGUAUGAAGGAAUUGCUGUGAAGGAGCUGUCCCUGGAGACGUACGCAGAUGGGAAAUGGUAUGGGAAGUCACCAGAAGAACGGAACAAAUUACAUCCCCUAGUCAUCAACAACAAUUGGGUUCUAGGUAACCAGAAGAAGAUAGAACGUGCUAAGGAAUGGAAACAUUGGUUUAUACGGGAAGAUUGGUCAUGUGAUAUGGACCUUGUACGCAAAACUGUCUACCACUAGCUUACUCUACAAUGAGCAAACACAGAAAUCUCAUAGUCCCAAUGUACCAGUCAUACAUGUAUCUGACAGGGGUUCUGAACUUCAGGAUAAGUCCUAAAAUCAAGAUAAAAUGAGAGUAUUUUACUACAGAUGAAUGGAAAAAAAAUGCUUUUACAUUUUAAAUCACAAAUAAUAGGAAGUACCUUUGAAUGAAUAUAAAUGACGUUGUAAACAAUUUCAAAAAGGGUCUAAGCCCCUUAGCCUUGCUAUUGGCAUGAAUCCUUCAUACCCGAGCAGACCUGUGGCUAUUUUUUAGGGAGUGUCAAUUAUUAGCUGUUAGAAUUCCUGUGCAGAUUGUAACAUGUAUUAAUUUUCCUUGUUUUCCAAAGGAAAGUUACCUCAUUCUUUUACCACUGUAAAUUCUGCUAUUUCUCAUUAUCAUCAACUAUAUAAGCGUGAUACAUGUUUCCUUAAUCAUUGCCGCUGGUUUUAACUUAUGAAAUGUGCUUGAGAUUAACUUGUUAUCCUUCAGCUUUCAUAAUCGAGCUCAUUAUCGAGCUAAAAGAUAUUAGCAUAAACUAUAUACACAGACUGCCAUAUUUCCAUAGUGGUUCAUUGUAAUUGUGUGCCAUACCACACUGUUUAAAAUCAUCAUUUUUAAUUUCAUAACAGCUUUUUUUUUUAUUAUUGAUGAAUGUUGAGACAAGUGUGUAGUUUUAUGCAUAUAUUCUAGUCUGAACCUCCAAAAAACUUGUGUUCCAUGGGAACUUGAUGAAAUCAUGUCUCACUGGCUGUUCCAAGGGGGUUAUUUAGUCAUUCAUUAAUAAAGCUGUUUUGAUGGGUGUAGUUUAUUUGUGUUGUUUGUAUGUUUGUGUCUCUUGUUCAUUGUUGUUUGGGCCCUUAUUUGCCUCAUUUACCUCAUUUACAGUGUUCAUAAUAUUUUAAUUUAAUUUACUUGGUUUGUCCCUGCAGUUUUCUAUGUGUUAUUCAUAAACCUUUUUAGUGCUGAUCAUGUCACAGUAGAGAAUGAAACCCUGCUUUGGUGUCAUAUGACCUGUAAAUUAUAUUUACAAUGUCAUAAAAUCUGGAAAUGCCUCGUGAUUUCUGACAUUGUUAAACUGCAUAAACUCAUAGUUAUUUCAUGCUAGCUUAUUGGUAGGUGUGACCCCUUUGAUAAAUAUGAUGAAUUUUUUUUUUUUUAAUAAUGUCAUUAAAUGUUACUAAUAAUUUUACAGGACAUAUGACACCAAAGUAGGAGUUCAUUCUAAUCAAACUGCUGUGGAUCAUGUUACAAAUAAUAGGGCAAUACUGAACAUUACAUGUUCAUAUUAAUUAUUGGGCACUCUGAUUCAUGGUACUCUAGGCUGGUAUUUAUAAAAUGCAUUUAAGGCUAUUUCCUAACUUAAGUCAUUUUCCCAAUUAAAGAAUUUCACUGGUAAUAUGAUAUGAUAAUUUCUGAAACCCAUUACUUCACUGAAUAAACAUACUUCAUAUUUAAAACACUAAUUUUUUACUUUUGAACAUUUAAAUUAACUUAAGCAACUUUAUGAAUGACGCAGUAUUGAAGUUAUUUAUAAACCAGGUAGUCAACUACAAAAAAAUAUGUAAAGUUUUACUGCAUUAAUGAAAUGAAUUCUGUCUUAACUGACUAAUUAAACUAUAUCUUUCAAAAUAGAUUUAAAAAAAAGUAUGCCACGGUAACUAUUAUUGUUAUUUAUUCUAAUAUGUAUGAUCCCUCUCUAUGUGUAAAGGUUCAUUUAUGUUGCAGUCAUGUACAUGUAUGUCCCAUAAACACAGUCAAGUACCAUACCAAAAAGAGUGUUCAUAUUGAAUGGUUUUCUGUUUGGCCUUAAAAAACAUUUUCAUAUCGGCCAUUGCCAAAUAUUUUCAUUCAUCACAGGUUCGAUUAUGAUAAAUAUGUUGUAUGCCACAGUGCGUGUAUACCAUUUGAUCGUAAAUUGCAUCAUAAAUGCUACAUCGGAAGGCAACAUUUUGCUUCGAAUGAAGACUUUAAACAAAGAUAACUUCACUAUUUCUUCAUCAUUUAUAUGAAACAAAGCGCAGUCUAGUUACGUCGCUUACGGAGCCCCGCCUUUGGUCGUUUACCAGAUUUUGAUUGACAUUUGAGUUAAGUUUUUUAAAACACUUCAACAAACCUUUUCAUUAAUUUGGAAAUUGGUUUGUCGAAGUGUUUGAAGAAACUAAUCACCUUAUCAAACUUUUAUAUUAACACAAAGGUGGGGCAAUGUAAGCGGCAUAGACUGCCCUUUGCUUUAUUUAAAAUGGUGUAGUAAAACAAAAGUUAUCUUUUGUUGAAGUCUUUAUUUUAGGAAAAAUGUUGCCUUCCAACGUAGCAUAUAUGACGUAAUUUAUCACGUGGUAUACACACACUGAAUAACCUCAGCGUCAUGUUUUCAUUGUUUUGCUAUAUAAUAGGAAUAUGAGUGAAUUGAACUUCAGCCAGUAUUAGAAAUGAACCCAAAGUUAAGGAAAUCAAAAGGAAAGGUGUUGUUAUUUGUGAUGUGUAUACAUAUUUAAUAUUGGAUAGAUUUCUGUAUUUAAGCUUUUCAAUAUUUCCAAUUAUUGUUUAAAGAAAGUAACAUUAACACUGUAGCGUUUUAGCUAAGAAGUUAUUGAAGGGUGUUGACCCUAUCCAUUUCUGGUAGCACCCUUCUGCCCUUAUGGAGAUCAACAUAAUUAUACAAACCUUCUUGGGCUUGAGCACUUAAGAUAACCAAUAUUUCCUUAAUUUGUUUCUUUUAAAAGCUUAUUAAUAUUUGAUUAUAUAUAUAUAUACAUACACACUUAAAAUAUCUGUCAGUUGAAACCAAAACUUCUUCAAUUAAAGAAAUUUCUGACAUCAUUGACAAAUUCAUAAUAUCUUCUUAGCUGAAAACAAUGCUUUUCACCCGUUGCACCCCGUCCAUUUUCUGUCUGAUUUAUAACUAGAGAAAGCUUGGACCUAUGGUCCCUGAACUUGGUAGGGAGGUUGGUCAUGACCAUCGGAUGACCCUUAAUGAUUUUGAGGUCAGUAGGUUGAACAUCAGUCAAUUGCUUGAAUUGCUUCAAAGUUGACUUUCAAACCAUACUUAGUAUAUUUCUAUAUGAUACAAUAUUUUAAGGAAAAUGUUUUCUGCAGGGGUAAUAUUUUUGAGAUGAUUUUCAAUUUUGAUGAAAAGAUAAGAACUUAUCAUUAGAUGUUUUCUAUAUACAUGUAUGGCCUCUGAGGGACCAGACAUUCAGUAGAUACUCUAACUGAUGUAUAGUUUUUAUGUAUUCAAAUAUCAUCUUGCAUAUGGUAUUGUUUUAAUUUUUAAUAUUACAAACUGUGAUGGGUGUUGAUAUUGCUUAUUUGAUAGAUUUAAAUAUAAUUAUGUCUUUAGUCUUCAGAUAUUAUAUAGGUUUUAAGUGUAGUUUUAUUGUUUAUGGUGCUAGUGUUUUGUUUUAUUUCUAUUUCAGUAUUUUCACUUCUAAUAAAAGUGUCUUUUCACAGUAGCUUUUUAGACCAUAUUUUAUUGAAUAAUAAUUGUUUUCGAAGGUGCUGUUUUUGUUUGAUGAUUAUGCAGGGAGGGUGCAUGUCGAGGGGUGAAAGCGAAAAGGUUCUAUCUGCUUCUUUAUUUAAUGUCACUUAGAACCUUUUCGCAUUCACCCCUCGAUGUUUGUCCCGGAAAGUCAUAAAAAAAACUCAUAGGCAAAAAUGAGUCUUGUUGAGAUAUUCAUGUUGACCAAGAUAUAUGAUGACAAAAUAAACAUAUAACAAUGCGUAAGUUAAAAAUUAAGGAGCCUUUUUAGGAAAUGUGUUAAAAUGGCUGUUCUGCCUGCUUAAGAGGUACGAAACACCAUAUAAAUUCAAAUGUCACGUUUACAUCAACAGGACUCCUUUUCGCUGACGAUGUCAAAAAUAUUAAGCCAAGAGUAUUUAUGAUAAAUGUUCAGUCAAAGAUGUGAACAUGGUUAUGCUAGAAUUCCUUAAAGCUGCACUCUCACAGAUUGAACGUUUUGACAACUUUUUAUUUUUUGUCUUGGAACGAACCAAUCUAUGUGAAAUUGCAUGGACACCAGUGACAUAAGACUGCUGACAAAAAAAAAUCAGAUAGCAGAUAUUCAUAUUUAAGUUCAAAAAUUGAUUUUUUCGAACGGAAAUAUGAAAAUCUGUGAUCUGAUCUUUUGUCAGCAGUGUUAUAUCAUUGGUUUAAUGAUAUUUACGCAUAUAUUGGCUCAUUCUAAGUCAAAAAAAAAAAAAGUUGUCUAAACAGUAUAUCUGUGAGAGUGCAGCUUUUAACUUUAAAAUCCGUAUUCCUGUAUCCACGUUUUUAAAAUAAAUUUUAAUUAUC